This is a messenger RNA of Argentina anserina (silverweed cinquefoil), 1821 nucleotides long. Its product is annotated as indole-3-pyruvate monooxygenase YUCCA2-like. Gene Ontology annotation, molecular function: N,N-dimethylaniline monooxygenase activity; NADP binding; flavin adenine dinucleotide binding. Gene Ontology annotation, biological process: auxin biosynthetic process. Lineage: Eukaryota; Viridiplantae; Streptophyta; Magnoliopsida; Rosales; Rosaceae. Bases 285 to 1604 code for a protein of 439 amino acids. The transcript is spliced from 4 exons. The record is from RefSeq and is a predicted model, not a curated record.
CUCUCGGAGUUCAGACGCUUACCAGAACAUACCUUCUUACUUCCUCAUUUUACUACCUUUGUUAGCAAAACUCAUCUCGCUAACUCCUUCGCCCUCCAAAACUCUUUGCCUCUUCUUCAUUUGAAUCAGAACAAAAAACUACCAUACCCUCUUUACACUCGGCCAUCUCAUUAUCAUUUUAUUCACUCACAGUCUCUACCCGGCCAAAACCCGAGCUAAACCCUGAAUCCCUGUUGAGCAGCGAUUAAUCUCACUCCGCCGCACUGCUCGGUGUUCGAUCAUAUAUGGACUUUCUGAAGGAGCUGGAAGGAAAACGAGUACAUGAUCCUUUGAUUCAUUUCCAAUCCAAAACAGACAUGGCAGAUGCCAAAACGACAAGGCGUAUAUGGGUUCCCGGACCGGUGAUAGUGGGAGCAGGACCUUCCGGCCUAGCCGCCGCAGCUUGUCUGAAGGAAAAAGGUAUUCCGAGCUUAAUCCUCGAAAGGGCCAACUGCAUAGCUUCGUUAUGGCAGCUGAAGACUUACGACCGUCUCCGUCUUCAUCUCCCAAAACAGUUCUGCGAGCUCAUUCUCAUGCCAUUCCCUGCAGAUUUCCCAACCUACCCGACCAAACAGCAGUUCCUUGGUUACUUAAAGGCUUACGCAGAGCGUUUUGAUCUAAAGCCGGCUUUCAACACGACGGUGGUGAGUGCCAAGUACGACAGUCACUCCGGUCUUUGGCUGGUUAAGACUUUGGGGUUGAAAACAGAGGAGGAGAUUGAGUACGUUUGUCAGUGGCUGAUAGUCGCCACCGGAGAAAAUGCCGAGGAGGUUGUGCCGGAGUUUGAAGGAGCCAGUGACUUUGGUGGGACCAUUGUUCAUACGAGCUCUUACAAGAGCGGCGAGCUGUUCCAGGGAAAGAAGGUUUUAGUUGUUGGAUGUGGGAAUUCAGGCAUGGAGGUUUGCUUGGAUCUCUGCAACUAUAAUGCAAAGCCCUCACUUGUGGUUAAAGAUUCGGUGCACAUUUUGCCGCAAGAGAUACUGGGAAUAUCGACUUUUGGGCUGUCGAUGUGGUUGCUCAAGUGGUUUCCCAUGCGCCUUGUGGAUCGCUUCUUGCUUCUCGUCUCACGCUUUCUGCUUGGCGACACAACUCGCUUUGGAAUCAACCGUCCUCAGCGUGGCCCUCUCGAGCUCAAGUCCGUCUCCGGCAAGACACCUGUGCUCGAUGUUGGAACCGUCGCUAAGAUCCGAAGUGGUGAUAUCAAGGUGCGCAAGGCGAUAAAGCAAGUAAAACAUCAAUCCGUGGAGUUCGUAGACGGAAAAGUGGAGAGUUUCGACGCCAUAAUUUUGGCAACAGGUUACAGAAGUAAUGUGAUGUCAUGGUUGAAGGAAACGAGCAUGUUUAAUAAAAAAGAUGGAUUGCCGCGGAAGGCAUUUCCAAACGGAUGGAAAGGGGAGAGCGGGUUGUAUUCUGUGGGGUUUACACAGCGUGGGUUGCUAGGGGCUUCUCUGGAUGCAAAGAGAAUUGCAGAAGACAUCGAGUAUCGCUGGAAAGCAGAGAAGGCCACCCACAUCAUGCCCCGCUUGGUCACUUGUGCUUGUGCUUGUCCACUAGCACAACCCUAGCUCGCUCGUCCUUCAAAGAAUGUAGAUUAAAGAACUAUAUUAAUCAAGGUCCCUUUAAAGUGCAAGAGGAACAAACAAAAGAAGAAUAAAAGUUGUGGGACAUUUCUAAUCAUGCAAGUGAAGUACUUAGGGAGGUCGGAUUUAGAAAAGUUUAGUUUUUGGGAGGGAGGGGUAAUUUGGGUGUAUCUUCACUAUCUUGUAUAUUGUUACUUUUUUA